Molecule: messenger RNA, 477 nt
Organism: Microsporum canis CBS 113480
Lineage: Eukaryota; Fungi; Ascomycota; Eurotiomycetes; Onygenales; Arthrodermataceae
Exons: 2
Coding region: 1-477 (158 amino acids)
Source: RefSeq, a predicted model, not a curated record
AUGGCCUCCCGAUCCAUGUCUCGCGAAGAGAUCGCAAGGCACAGUCGCGGUGCUAACCCCGGCUUCCACUGGGGAAUCUUCAUUCCUACGAACACCCCACUUGGCCACCUCUGGCAUGCGACAAACCGCGAAGGCGGCUGGAUGCUUGACCAAAGGCCUUCCAACAAUGUUCCGUACUCUCUGAGCCUUGUGUUAGCUCGUAAAAUCGGCGCCGUCAACGAUAGCAACUGGCAAACCUGCAAAGAUAUCUUGAACGGGGUCGCGGCUGGGCCUCAUCCUUCCCCUAACACUGGCGAGCAGUUUGAUUGCCGCAUCUGGGUCAAAGAUGCUAUCAUUGCUCUGGAGAAUAAUGGCAUAAUUGCUCUCGAUAAAGGUGUACCUGGCAUUGAAGACGACCUGCUGGUGCGUGCUAGCGACCUCAAACCCCACGUGGAGUACGGUUCUCGCCCUGCGAAGGUUGAAAACUCCGGAGACUAG